AUGCGGACCCUCCCUUGGGUGCUCCCAAACAAUCCGUCCUUUCGUGGUCGAACCCAUGCCUGGAAGGUUGAUGUGAGGUAUGGAUCUAUUUGGUUACCCCCGGACGACUGUUGCGAUGAGGAAGAUUUCCUGGGCGCGGGAGUCUCGUUGGUUCCUCUGGGGCAGCUUCGUGUGGUCUCAGCCUGGUUUGGGGAUGCGAACGAUCCCGAGAUGCGGAAGGAUAUAACCAAGGAGGUUUCCGCAGAGCACCUUGUGGCUGCUUCGCAGCGCGCACGCCUGGAGAUCCCGGCAGUAGCCAGGCGUUGGGGUGACCCUGCCAGUUUCCGACUGAAACAGCUGGAGGUGGACGGAGCCAGUGACGGAGUGCGGAUAGAGAACUCCACCUGUGGCCGUAGAUUCGCAAUAUCCGCUGCAACACCUAGGCCUUACCAUGGAGCUAUGGCUUCCCCUGGGGAUAUGGUGCUGGUGCCAGUCAUGCAACUAAGGUUUACGCACGAUAAGAUCCGGCCAAUCUUCCGCAAGGGGAAACACCGUGGCCAACCGCUCUACGAACUCGUCAAUGACCUGUUUCGAGGCGUUGUGAACCCCGCUGUCAAUUUGCCGCCCUUAGAGAUAUACUUUCACAAAGGAGUCUGGCGGUCUUUGAACAAUCGCCGGCUGUGGGCCUUGAAAGCCUACAUGGGAUUGUCAGGCAACUUUCAACUGAUGGUGAGAGCCUUCAUCUCCACGUCUUCUCCGGCUGCCUUUCGCGAGAAGAACACGACCCACACUGAGGGGCUCUCGGUGGAGGUGAACGGCGACGAAGUCGCGUUGCAG
Molecule: messenger RNA, 816 nt
Organism: Cladocopium goreaui
Lineage: Eukaryota; Dinophyceae; Suessiales; Symbiodiniaceae
Source: the annotation of a GenBank genome assembly